AUGCACCGAGCAUUUCAGACGGCUAUGACUAUUCAUCAACCAGAGCUUGUGUUUGUCCUAGGAGACUUAUUCGAUGAAGGAAAAUGGUGCUCCCAGCAUGAGUUUAAUGACUAUGUACAAAGAUUCUUUAAGUUAUUUGAAGUCCCAGAAGGUACAAUAAUGUAUUCUGUUGUCGGAAAUCAUGACAUUGGUUUUCACUACAGCAUCACCCCACAACUGGCAAAUAGAUUUGAGAAGCAAUUAAACUCGCCUCCCGUGAGACUCAUUAGCCUUCGUGGCAAUCACUUCGUCCUUAUCAAUUCUAUGGCAAUGGAGGGAGAUGGAUGUUCAUUAUGUUCUCGAGCUGUCGCUGAAAUUGACAAAAUUGCUGAUAUAUUGAAAUGUAGCAGUGGUUCACCGUUAUGCAAAAGUCAGACGAAACUGGAGUUGUACAGCCGGCCAAUUGUUAUGCAGCACUACCCUUUGUACAGAGAGUCGGACAGCGUGUGCACUGAGCCCGACGCGGCGCCCUUGCCCCAGAGGCGGAACCUGUUCGAGCAGCGGCGGGACUGCCUCUCCAGGGAGUCCACGGAGUACCUGGUGGAGAGCCUCCGCCCCAGGGCCGCUUUCGGCGCGCACACGCACCACAGCUGCCUGGUGAGGCACAGCUUCGCGCCGACGCGGCACCACAAGGUCGAGUUCGUCGAGUACACGGUGCCUUCGUUCUCCUGGCGAAACCGACUCGACCCGAAGUACUAUUUGCUGACGUUGAGCCCGGACGAAGUGAAAGUUGCGAAAUGCGGGAUGCCUCGCGAACGGACGAUGCAGGUCACGGCGAUAGCGAUGUUGCUAGCCCUCCUUAUCUACGCUAAGUACUGCGGACCGCGCCCCACCGCCUCCAACUACAAGCUAAGCGGAAAAAAGGUG
Molecule: messenger RNA, 906 nt
Organism: Iphiclides podalirius (scarce swallowtail)
Lineage: Eukaryota; Metazoa; Arthropoda; Insecta; Lepidoptera; Papilionidae
Source: the annotation of a GenBank genome assembly